AUGCACCGGCGAUGGCAAUUAAAAUUUAUAAUGAAACUAGCUGACUCGGCGAACUUCGUACCGCCCAAAAGUUUUGGUGCACAUUUGGUUCACUGGUUUGCUAGUAAUAUUAUAAUAAGAAUUAUUGACAUUUAUAUAGUUGAGUUUGUUCGCGUUAAGCCAUCAGUCGCUACACAGCCUCCGAACUGGACGGACGCUUACCGACAACAAAACAAAAUGGCGGACCAAAUUCAAGGACUGCUCGAGCCCGGGAAGAUUAUAAGGCCCAUAAUCGACCACGAAGGUGUCAAACUCCUUGUCGAGAGACUGUAUGGCAUCUCAGUGCUGGAGUUAAGUGAACUCAAUGGCUAUGACGAUAAGAACUACAAGAUUGUUGAGGACCCAAACGUGAAGAAUCCAUUGAUAACCAACCACAGUCCUCAUGGGUACGUGCUGAAGAUUAUGAACUCUAUGGACUCGCUGAAUGUCAGCGUGGUGGAAGCGCAAAAUGAGAUUAUGAACUUUUUGAACGCCAGAUCAGUGACAUGUCCGAAGCCCGUCCGCAAUGUGUAUGGACACCUUCACUCCGUGGAGACCAUCGGCGGCAAGCAGCACGCUGUGCGCCUGCUGGAAUACGUUCCAGGGGAGCUGCUCAAGAACGUACCCUUGGGAGAACCACUGCUGUAUCAGCUAGGAGAAUUCGUGGCUUAUUUGGAUAAUAAGCUGCAGAACUUCAACCAUUCGGGUCUGGUGUCCCGCCAGCACAUCUGGAUGCUGACUACGGUGCCUCAUCUGGAGAAGUUCAAGUACGUGAUCAAGGACGCUGAGAAACUAGAUUUGGCCGAGGAGGUAUUAGAAGAGUUCAAAUACGCCAUAGUACCUCGCCUGGAGGAGUUGGAGCGAGGGGUGAUCCAUGGGGACGUUAAUGAAAUGAACAUCCUUGUCAGUCCAAAACCUGGAUGCAGGUAUGUGAACGUAGAUAACUUUUAGGAAGGCCUAAAGGGAUUUCCCCGAUCUUUCCACCGAGCCAAUUUCUUUAGCGUGAUGUAGGCUUUCCUUACUAUUGAGUGCGCCACCAGUAGCGCCAUAUCUUAAAAAAGCGAGUGAAUCCAUCCCCCAUUAGUUAAGGGACGUGGGGUGAAGAUGUCGCCACCACAAACUUGACAGACUUUCUUGUGAACUUUAAU
Chilo suppressalis (striped riceborer) is the source of this 1166-nucleotide messenger RNA. The record is from the annotation of a GenBank genome assembly. NCBI's taxonomy places the organism in Eukaryota, Metazoa, Arthropoda, Insecta, Lepidoptera, Crambidae.